CGAUGCCGAGGCCGAGCGAUGCCGAGCGAUGCCGAGGAGAUUGGUUAGUUAGGGAUCGAUAAAUCAGAUAUAUCAGAAUACGAUAGAAUGUUGAAAUAACGCAAAGAUGAAUCCUGUGUUGCGCACUAUCCGAGCUUGCGUACGCUCUGCUAGGUCCGCGAGCCAUGCCACGUACAGCACUCUACCCUCGGAAGCGGUAAUAUUUACGGAAGAUGAUCGCAUGGUUGUCUGCUGGCAUCCGGAGAAACCGUUUCCGUACGAGUGCUCUUUACCUUUGCCCGAGGAGAAGCCCGACACUUCUGUACUGUGCAUCGGAGACAAGGACGUGGCGGAUGUAUUCAGGAAGAAGAAGCCCUAUCAGGUCGUCGAGGAAUUAGCAAAGAUCACGUAUACCACCAAGCACAGGUGGUUCCCUUGCAACAGAGACAAGAAGGCUAAAAAAACGGAACCUGACAGGCCAUACUUGUAGUAUCUUCCUUGUAGUACGAGUAAAUAUAUUAAUUAACUGCUCCACAU
Vollenhovia emeryi is the source of this 516-nucleotide messenger RNA. It is a transcript of the gene mRpL42, whose product is annotated as 39S ribosomal protein L42, mitochondrial. Bases 107 to 469 code for a protein of 120 amino acids. Gene Ontology annotation, cellular component: mitochondrial large ribosomal subunit. The record is from RefSeq and is a predicted model, not a curated record. The transcript is spliced from 2 exons. Lineage: Eukaryota; Metazoa; Arthropoda; Insecta; Hymenoptera; Formicidae.